GAUAUUCCUCCUUCCAGACAUUCGUUCGUUGGUCAUGACUUCUCCGAACACGACCACACCUUCUGUCUCCAUGCCCCAAAUCGAUCUCAAUCCCACCCUCGGUGUGGACUUCAUCGGGGUCGUCCUGGCUUCGAUUCUGUACGGGAUUACGACCCUUCAGACAAUCUUUUAUUACCGGACGUAUCCAAAAGACCGAGCAGGACUGAAGCUUCUGGUUGUCGCUCUAUGGGCUUUGGACACUCUAUCACUAAUCCUCGUCGCACACGGGGUAUACACAUACCUGGUGAUCGACUUCGCAAAUAUAGAAGAUGCGUCAGCGAUUGUCUGGAGUAUUGCUUCUGAGCCCAUUGUAACUUCGGUGAUCGCGCUGACAGUCAACCUGUGCGUUAUCUACCGUAUUUGGAGCUUAAAGAAGAAAUGGUGGCCUAUCACUAUAUUCUUGGUGAUAUGGGCACUGGGCCCCUUUGCCAUUGGCAUCGUCGCGGUGUGGAGAACGAAUUCGGGAAUCCAAUCCUUGUCUGCCGUCUCUGAGCUUCACUGGAUGGCAAUCGCUGCCGACUCGCUUGCUAGCUCGCUUGAUAUCACAAUUUCCUUGACUCUGUGCUAUCUGCUUUGGCAGGGAAGAACUGCCUUUACGUCGACCAACCAGAUCAUUCAAACGCUCACCUUAUACGUGAUCAUGAGCGGAAUGACCACCGCCUUGAUCAACUUGGCGACGCUCAUAAGCUACCUCGCCGCGCCAUCCACGCUCCUGUUCCAGAUGUUCAACAUGUGCGUCUCAAAAGCAUACGUCAAUACUCUGAUGGCAACCCUCAACUCACGCCAAUCAAUCCGGGGAAAGCCCAGCCAGUCCAUCUCGGGGCUCACAGGGAGCAGCGCAACCGCAAAUAUAUUCCCCACGUUCAGAGCCGCGACGCGCUCGCAGGCGCAGGACGGCGAUGUGGACGACUACGCUUUGCACCCGCACAAGAACUCUCGCGAUGCGCCGGUUGUCACGUACUCGACCACCUUGGCCUCAACUGGGCGCUCGAAUAAUGGAGGAAAGUCGUCGGAUCAGUCCUCAGCGCAUUACAGUGAUGUCUGAUGCUUUCGUGACUGCAUCACGGCCAGGUCGCGAUCGCGCUGUUUUACACUCGUUUUAUCAUGACACGUUUGUGUACUUAUUUAUCAAGGUUUUGCAUCUGUGUAUGGAUCUGUUCGGUUACCCUAAUCAAGAAGGCUUGACGCCACAUUAGC
Messenger RNA from Coniophora puteana RWD-64-598 SS2, 1236 nucleotides. RefSeq lists its product as uncharacterized. Bases 35 to 1084 code for a protein of 349 amino acids. Lineage: Eukaryota; Fungi; Basidiomycota; Agaricomycetes; Boletales; Coniophoraceae. The transcript is spliced from 20 exons. The record is from RefSeq and is a predicted model, not a curated record.